AUGAAUCUUUCAACGAGUGAAGCGACAACUUUCAAAACAGAUUACAGUGUUACUGCUCCUCUGUCGAUGGCUUUCGGAGUCACUUCUAUCAUUAUUACUUCAUACAUUUUAAUAAUAAUUCUAUCGACAAAACAAUUGUAUACAGUGACUCGUUUGUUAACUUGCAACACAUGUUUAGCAUCCAUGUUAUACUGUGUUGUUCAAUUUAUUAACUAUAUUCAUCUCUUAGUCAUCAAAUGGGAUACAAGCGAUGAGUCAUGUCGGUGGCGUGGUUAUUUCGGAUACAUGUCAAUGGUCUCAUUUGUUUAUUCGUAUUUAUUGCAAGUGAUCUCGCGAUUCUUCUUCAUUGUUCUUUGGAAUAGAUAUCGAUGGUUAACAUCAUAUAAAGCACAUUUCUAUGUGAUUUUAUUCGGAUGGAUUGUCAUUCUAACUGUCCCGUUACCAGCUAUUCUUACAACCGACAUCCAUUUUCGACCGGGUGAACUCUGUUGGGUGGCAUCGAAGUAUGAAUUACAUACAUAUUAUAUCAUUGUUGCAUAUUAUGUUAUUCCAAUACUGUCGAUUGUUAUCUUUAAUGUACUUAUCUUCAUUCGAAUAUAUCAGAGUAGGAAAACUAGUGUUGCGCGAAGCAGAACGGGCAAGAGAGAUCGUGAUUAUGAAAUCUUUCGUAAUGUGAUGAUUUCAUUUAGUGUUUAUUUUCUCGGUGGACUGCCAAUAAUUAUUCAUAUGUUAGUAGACGUCGAACUUUUAUACUCGAUUGGCGUUGUGUCUGUGACAUUCGCUGUUAGUAUGGAAAAACUGGUUAUUAUAUAUCUCGAUCGAGAUAUUCGAAUUCUUUUCCGAAAUUUUUUCUGUCAGAAGAAAACGCAAGUUGUGCCAAUGACUGUUUUUACUGUUCGGUAA
Adineta ricciae is the source of this 903-nucleotide messenger RNA. Lineage: Eukaryota; Metazoa; Rotifera; Eurotatoria; Adinetida; Adinetidae. The record is from the annotation of a GenBank genome assembly.